CCCACGGAAGAACCCCGCUACCAGCAUUUCUCGAUAUACAUCAGCGCAACUACUGCCCUACAUAGGUAGAGUUGCUACUACAUCUGUUAAAAGCAAUGGCGCCUGCAAACGUCUCCCAUAGGCAAACACAUAAUUUACUUCUAAUCUCAAAGCUUCUCAGUCUCAGAGAUACUGCAUCACCGCUUACCCUGCUCUUGGAUUCCCUAGAACAACCCGCUACUCCAUUGAUUAAAGAAUAUAUCCGCCGUGCAAAGAUCUCCAAGGUUCAUGUCACACUUAUUGCCUUUGAGACACUAAGACCAUUACACGGCAUUGAUGCAUUUAUUUCUGCCCGGAGGAAAACCCCUUCACAGAUAGUUAAGGAAGUUGGCGUAGCUUAUCAGGCUACUUCGACCAACAACCCUUCUCCCCGGCGUCUUAUCCUGAUAGAUUCCAUUAACCCACUUCUGCGCUCCAAAGUAAACGAUGCGCACUCUCAACUCUCGACAUUUCUAAGCUCGUUUCUCAUACCCUCGAAUCCUUCGGCAUCUAAACUCGAAGUUUCGCUCGUGGUGACUUUCCACCAAGAUGUUCCAAGCCCCCCAGCUCAGUCUCCUUAUUCACCAUCGCCUCAUUCCAUGUUGUCCUACCUUGCAACAACAAUCAUACGGCUUCAUUCAUUCUCCCAUAUAUUAACUCAGAAGGCAGCUAGAGAUCGCAGUCUAGCGGCACCUGUUUUCGGCCUUGAAGAGGAACAGGACGGCGUACUUCUCGGCAGAUUGGACAAACCAGUCGGUAAGGAGUCAGCCGAAGGUCUCGUUCUGGAGAUGGAACAUAGGCGCAAAAGUGGUCGUGGUGUCUUGGAGUGGUAUGUCCUACCUCCUGCAUCACGAUACUCGCCUCAACAUGUGAAGGAGGUUGUAACGUUACUCGACGACCAUCCCUUGUAUCGUCCACCUGAGGAGCCAGAAACUGGUGCGGGCGAAGAAGAGCCUAAAUCUACUUUUGAAUUACGGCUCACUGAUAGACAGAGGAGAGAAAGAGAAGGGGUAGUGCUGCCAUACUUUGAUGCACAACAAGGUAACGGCCCAGGAGAAGGCGGACGUAUCUUGUACGACAUGGGAGAAGAAGACGAUUUCGACGAGGAGGAAGAUGAAAUAUAGGCUUGCACGUAUAGGGUGGCCGUUGACAAAUCUUCCCAGUAAACUGGUACAACAGUUUCUACUACACUUU
Aspergillus alliaceus is the source of this 1212-nucleotide messenger RNA. RefSeq names its product Elongator subunit IKI1. The record is from RefSeq and is a predicted model, not a curated record. Gene Ontology annotation, cellular component: cytosol; elongator holoenzyme complex; nucleus. The transcript is spliced from 3 exons. The coding region runs from base 96 to 1142 and encodes 348 amino acids. Gene Ontology annotation, molecular function: tRNA binding. Gene Ontology annotation, biological process: tRNA wobble uridine modification. NCBI's taxonomy places the organism in Eukaryota, Fungi, Ascomycota, Eurotiomycetes, Eurotiales, Aspergillaceae.